AUGAUUGUGCUGGGAUCCCCAGAAAAAUACAACUACCAGGCACUGGUGAUGCGGCUGCACACUGGCCUCACCGUCAUGAACUGCCCCGACGGGAACGACGUGAAGGCGAUGUGUGCCUGGAGGACGCGUGGCCGCCCCGCGCAGGAGCAAAAGGAGUACUGGGAGACUGUCGGCAGUCGCAUGUCUCAGGUGGGGCCGCUGCCAAGUUACAUCUUCACUGAGGCGGAUUUCAAUGGGCGCACUGCGGCGGUUAGCAGAGCGCUGCAGGCGAUUACCCCCUCGGUUGGCAGAGACUACCUUGAUCAG
Messenger RNA from Trypanosoma conorhini, 306 nucleotides. RefSeq names its product retrotransposon hot spot (RHS) protein. The transcript has a single exon. Lineage: Eukaryota; Euglenozoa; Kinetoplastea; Trypanosomatida; Trypanosomatidae. The record is from RefSeq and is a predicted model, not a curated record. The annotation marks the transcript as partial.